Molecule: messenger RNA, 654 nt
Organism: Tetrahymena thermophila SB210
Lineage: Eukaryota; Ciliophora; Oligohymenophorea; Hymenostomatida; Tetrahymenidae
Exons: 8
Source: RefSeq, a predicted model, not a curated record
AUGGAAUUUUAUUCUAGUUUAGCUAGCUGCUAAAAUUUACAGACAGUAACAUUUGACUUGAGGUAUAUUGAAAAUAAUAAUGAUGAAAAAAUCUAAGCCUUCAACAUUCAAAAUUUAUAAUACUAAAAUAUGAUUGUAUUAUCUAUUAAUAUGAGUUCAUGUUCUCUAACUUAAUUUCAAGCUUUUGAUUUAGGAUUGGUUUAGAAUCUCACUUCAUUAAAUAUAAAUUUAAGCAAUAAUAAAUUAUCUAAAUUUGAAGAAUUAGCUGCUGGACUAGAAAAAUGUUUGCAUCUUUAAAACUUGGAUUUAAAUUUGAGUAAUAACCAGAUAGAAAAGGAAGCAGCUUAGUCUAUUAUAUAAUCAAUUACACACAUCUAAAAUAUUAGAAUAUUAAAACUCGAUUUUUCCAAUACUUUUUUUAAGCUCAUUGACUUUAACGUUUUAGAAGGAAAAUGUGAAAAAAUUACUCUGUUUUCAUUUUUAUUUGAAUAAUAAAGCCUUUAAUACAAUUAAUAAUCAGCUAUUAGAUUAGAUUAAUGGCUUACUAAUUGCAUGUAUCUGUCCACUUUAAAAAUUUAUCCUACGUAUCGUCACAGUGAUAUAAACAUUAAUAAACUUAAAAGAAAGCUAAAAAGAUUUGUUGCCAACAAAUGA